AUGCUCUCCGUUCUCUCCCUUUCGAUCUCAACCCUGCUUCUGUAUACUCCCCCAUCUUCCCCUGUCCUUUCCCUCUCUCGUCUGUGCUCCUCCUCUCUGUGCUUCCCCUCUUCCCUCUUCGCUCGCCUCAGCGGAAUCUCAGUGGCACGCACACAUGAUCCAGCAGCGUCGACAGCCCCAUGCUCAUCCCUUGCCCCCGCUUCAAUCUCACCUUCCUGUGUGUUUGUGCCCUCUCUCGCCUCCCUGUUUCUCUUCUCUUUCAGCUGGACCUCAGCGCUGGACCUCAGUGGCAUGCACACACCCUCCAGCAGCGGCAGUAGCCCCAUGCUCACCCCUCACUCUCCAUUCAAGCUCACCAUCAUGCGUGUGUGUGUUUCCCCCGUCCUUCCGUCUCCCUUUCCUCUUACUCAGCUGGACCUCAGCGGAUUGAGCACACCAUCCAGCAGCGGCGGUAGCCCCAUGCUCACUCCUCGCUUCCCCCCUGAAGCUAACCGGUUUCAAAGGGACGGCGGGGAAGAGAGGGGGGUGGAAGGAGGAACGGGGGGAGGGGGAGAGAAGGUGUUGGCAGGAGGAAUAGGGGGAGGUGGAGAGGGGCCGCUGGCAGGAGGAAUGGGGGGAGAGGGAGAGAGGGGAGGCAGCGAGAGGGGGGCUAUGGGAGUGAGGCCGGAAGAGGGCAAGGAGACAUUGGGAGCGAGGGAGGGAGAGGGCAAGACUGGGCCCCUGGGGGAGAGAGAGCCCUCGCCAGCAGCACAGGUCGUCCACGUGGCACGAACCAGCCCAUCCCUAUCCCCCCCCUCCUUUCGCCCACUCGCUCCUGGCGAGGCAGUAGCGAUGGAAGCAGCAGCAGCUGAUGCCACGAGAACUGCGGCGGAGGAGGAGAGAGAAGCAGCGACCGAGGCAGAAGCUACUGCUGCAGCAGGUGCCGCGGCCAAGCCACCUGUUCCCAGGAUGAGAAGCUUGGGGGCGGUGAGAAGGGCAAAAGGGGGAGGGGAGGGAGCAAGCAAAAGGUAUGAAGGAGUGGACGAACCAGCAUCAGGAACACGAAUGAGCUUUGGUGAAGGUUUUAGAGGAGCAGCAGCAACAGCAGCAGCGGUAACACCACCUGCAUGGCUCACCAGAGCACGUAGUGCCCCCAACAUCCCUACCGCAAACAAAACAGCAGCGAAAAGCGCUCUUGAAGCCCUGGAGAAGCGUGUCCCGACUACGCCACCACUCCCAGCCACGCCCCCUCCGUCUCCUGCUGACGUGGAGAGCCUGGGUGCAUCCGCACCGUUGAGUGUGGGAGCGAUGCAAGUGGGAACAAGUGGUGACGUGGCAAAAGAAGGAGGUGAUGUAGCACGGCUGAGGGCAGUAGCAGAAGAGCUUAUACUGAAGGGGGUGAGUGAGGCAGAGGCGGAGGAGGCUGCAGAGGCGCUGGUGGAGGUGGAGGAUAGGGAGGGAGAAGCAGAAGAACUAUCAGGAAAGAUGAAAGCAAUGGGAUUGACAGAAAUGACAGGAAAGACGAGGAGAAAGACCUUGGAAGGUGCGCCAGGUGCGGAGGGACCACAGACAGGGGAGACUACAGAAGGAGUGGGAGGUGUGGUAGGUGGGAGGGCGAGGGAGGGGAGUGAGAGUGAAGGGUCAGACGAGGUGUUCUAUGAUACCCAGGUGUCAUUCUCUGGGCCGUUGGAUGCUGCAGAGCAGGAGAAUCUGAGGGUGGCCGUGCAGGAAGCCAUCUCAGAGGCUGUGGCAGAGGGAUCGAAGGGGGCGGAAUGGCCUGUGCUUCCGCACGAGGAGACUUCAGAAUCAGAAACUUCAUUAGAAUCACUGCCAUCAUCCCAGCCUCCUGAUGCUGCUGCGCUCCCACUCUCUCCCAUUGUGGCUUCUCCUGUUGAAUCACGUCCUUCACAAUCACCAGAGGCAGCAGCUGCUGCACCCUUUUCCCUCCCACCCACUUCAACUGAGCUGCCUGUUGCUGCUGCUCCUGCUGUUCCUGCUGCAACUGCUCCUGUAGCAAGCGCACGUGCUGCUGCAAGCAUGGCAAAGGACGCUGAAGGAACCAGUAGCCCUGGCGUUAUGGGUGGCAUGGGUGCUCUAAGUGGCUUGGCUGGCAUGGCCGGCGUGGGCGGUAUGAGUGGCGCAAUGGGUGGUACACAUGGUGUGAGGAGGGAGGAGAGCGCAGCCAGUGAAUGGAGCAGCCAGUCACAGGAGGGGUCGCCGCCUGGUGCAAGGAGAAAGCAACUGAGCGAGGUGCAGGAGAUGAUUGAAGAAGGGGAUGACGGGGUAGCAGGGGAGGAGGUGCCUGGUGGUGGUGGUAGAGGUGCUGUUGCAGAGGAGGGAGGGUUACCGGCGAUUGCUCCUACCUCUGCUGCUACUGCUGCAGUGGAGGAGGGAGAGCUGCCUGCUGGUACUACUGCUGCUGCUGAGGAGGGAAAGGUGCUGGGAGAUGGUGGUGCUGCUGCUGCUGCUGCUGAGCCUAAUGCUGCUACUGCUGCGGAGGAGGAGGGAGAGGUGCCUGGUGUUAGUGGUGCUAUUGCUACUGUUGCUGCUGAGGAGAGGAAGGUGCCUGUUGCUUCUGCUGCAGACGAGGGAGAGAUGGCUGAUGUUGCAGAGGCAGCGAAAGAGGUACCAACAAAUGAGGCGCCAACACUUGGCUCCGUGGCUACAGCUAUGCUACCCGCGAAGGUGGUGCGUUUGGUGGGGUUAGAAGGUGGGGUCGAGGCAAGCAAGGGGCGAGAGGGGGAGAAGGAGAUGGCAGAGGCAGAGGAGGAGCAGCGGGAGGAGCAGUCGGGGUGGAAGGGGCUGACGGAGGGGAAGCAGGAGCAGCAGGAUCAGCAGGGAUGGCAGGAGGAGGAGGCGCAGAAACAGAUCGAGCAGCAGAUUGGCCCCAGUGACACUGCUGAAGAGGGAGUGGAAGGAGGAGAGCAAGAGCAGCAGCCUUCUGCCACGGCUGCGCUUGCAGCUGCCAAGCCCCCUCUCUGGCUCUCUCCUACCAGGGGCAUAGAGAGUGGAGCGGGAGCAGCGACCAAGGAGGAACGUGAGGUGCAGCAGCUGCAGCAGCAGAAGUUGCAGGAGAUGCAGGAGAUGCAGGAGACGCAGGAGGAAGAAAAACAGUUUAUGGAAGCUCAAAAUGUAGAAAGUUUCCAAAGUCAUGGAGAAGAAGGGGAUGAAGAAGCUGAAAUGAUAUCUGCUGGGGAGGGUGAAGGUGCCACGAAGGGCCUGCCUGCAGGGAAGCGUGGAGGUGCGACCAAGGAUCUGCACACAAAUUUUUUUGAGAGAAUGAUGCCCGGAGUGGACUGGAGCGGCGUGGCUGCUGAGGAAUCGAGCGGCACUCCCAAGGAGAUAAUGCUCGGUGGAAAGGCAGCAGAGCCGUCUGAAGUGGCAUCCGGCUGGAUUCAUGGGGAGGGAGAGUCCGACAUGCCACUAGGUACCUUUGCUACCCCAGAAGUGGGUAUGUCUGAGGUGCCAGGAGAAAGUGUGUCAGGGAAUUCAGCAAAGCUUGGAGGAGAAACAGGGUGGGCUGGGCUGGCCCGAUGCAGUAGGUCUGAGGAGAGGGGAGGGGAUGUGGCUCAGGAAGGGGGUGUGGUUCAACCAGUGGGAGAAGAGGGGGCUAUGAACGAAUCAGGGGGUGGAUUGGAUGUGAAUGCAUCAGGGGAGCCGGGAGAAAAUGUGACGGGAUGGGGGGAUGAGGAGGUGGAUGAGCCAAUGAGCGUGGAGGAGAGUGCACGGCUGGUGGAAGAAGCACGAGGGGAACUGAGAGGGGCACGGGAGGACAUGGCUAAAGCGUUGGAGAGGCACAUGCAUAUGUUGGCUGCAUGA
Messenger RNA from Closterium sp. Naga37s-1, 3798 nucleotides. The record is from the annotation of a GenBank genome assembly. NCBI's taxonomy places the organism in Eukaryota, Viridiplantae, Streptophyta, Zygnematophyceae, Desmidiales, Closteriaceae.